Chenopodium quinoa (quinoa) is the source of this 1949-nucleotide messenger RNA. Its product is annotated as 8-amino-7-oxononanoate synthase-like. Gene Ontology annotation, molecular function: pyridoxal phosphate binding. NCBI's taxonomy places the organism in Eukaryota, Viridiplantae, Streptophyta, Magnoliopsida, Caryophyllales, Amaranthaceae. The transcript is spliced from 11 exons. Gene Ontology annotation, biological process: biosynthetic process. The coding region runs from base 345 to 1757 and encodes 470 amino acids. The record is from RefSeq and is a predicted model, not a curated record.
GUUGUGGAUGGUGAAAGAGAGGAAAAAAAAAACGAAAGAAAGAGUAAGGGUACUAUUGUCCCUUUUCAUCAAAUGUUGGCGGUUUUGAUAAAAUAUUGUUGACGGUGUUUGACACCCCCAUCAAUUUAAGUAAAACCGAUAAUGGUUGUUACGGUAGCAACCAACUAACUUUAUCUCUCCUUUGACUCCUUGAUUGUUUGACUUUACCAAAGUAAUACAGUACUGUAGCCGUGUAGCGUCUAACUACACAUCUACCAGAAAGUACAGAACUCGGUAGAACCUAAUAAAUUUGGAAAUAACGCCCGCCAUUGGAGCAAACCUUCAGGAAAACUUUGAGAGAUAAGAUGAGCGUAAAUUGGGAUGAUUGGGUUGAAGAAGCGCUUUCCAAGUUAGAAUCUCUGAAAUUGUUACGUUUCCUUAGACCCAUCAAUGUCUCCAACAAUUCAUCCUUUUUUUAUGGGCAUGCAUACCAAGUGUUCGACAAUUUGCGUCAAUGGGAUCGUUCCUCUGUAGAAGUCAUGAUUUCUGAGUCUACUUUUCGCAAUUGGCUCAAUGAUAAUCCUAGUUGUGGAUCAAUUGAAGUGCCUAAAGGUGAAGAGGCCAAUGAAGGAGAAUUGUAUUCUUGCAGUGGCAGGAAGCUACUGCUGUUCUCUGGAAAUGAUUACUUGGGUUUAAGUGCACAUCCCACAGUUAGAAUGGCUGCUGCUAAGGCAGCCCAAGAGCACGGGAUGGGUCCAAGAGGCUCUGCAUUGAUAUGUGGUUAUACAGAUUAUCAUGGGCAUUUGGAGGCAAGUUUAGCAAAGUUGAAGAAGAAAGAGGAUUGUCUUCUUUGCCCUACUGGUUUUGCUGCGAAUAUGGCCUUCAUGGUUGCAGCAGGAAGCAUUGCCUCUCUCUUGGCUUCCGGCAAAAUACCUCAUAGAACUGAAAAAGUUGCCGUCUUCUCUGAUGCCCUUAAUCAUGCAUCAAUCAUUGAUGGUCUCCGACUUGGUGAACGCCUAAAUUGUAUAGAGACUUUUGUCUACCAACAUUGUGACAUGUUCCAUCUUGAUGCACUUCUAUCAGAUUGUACAAUUUCUAAGAAGGUGGUUGUGACGGAUAGCUUAUUUAGUAUGGAUGGAGACUUUGCACCUAUGAAUGAGCUUGUAACACUUCGGAAGAAGCAUAAAUUUUUGUUGGUUAUUGAUGAUGCUCAUGGAACAUUUACUUGUGGUAAAGAUGGUGGGGGAGUGGCUCAAGAGUUUGAUUGUGAAAGUGAUGUUGAUAUAUGUAUUGGCACAUUAAGUAAGGCCGCAGGUUGCACCGGAGGUUUCAUAGCAUGCAGUAAAAGGUGGAAACAACUUAUUAUGUCCAGGGGCCGUUCUUUUAUAUUUUCCACUGCUAUGCCGAUACCAAUGGCUGCUGCUGCCCAUGCUGCUACUUUUGUUGCUGAGAAAGAAGCCUGGCGUAGAAAAGCAAUCCAAGAACGGGUGCAAGACUUCCGAGACCUCACUGGAAUCCCCAUUACAAGUCACAUUGUCUCAAUUAUAGUGGGAAGUGAAGAGAAUUCCUUGCUAGCCAGUCGGUAUAUGCUGAAAUCUGGAUUUCAUGUUACUGCAAUUAGACCACCAACAGUCCCUCCUAAUUCUUGCAGACUGAGAAUAACUUUGAGCGCUGCACAUACAAGGAAGGAUGUAAAGAUGCUUGCUGUAGCAUUGUCUAAUUGUGUAAACUUCCAAGAUGUACAUGUUGAGACUCCUGAAUUACUGGCUAAGCUCUAGAAUUCAUUUUUUUUAUAAGCUAGUAUCUUUUGGUUCUACUUAAUUACAGUUGUACUAUUUAUACUAGAACUUAGGUCAGGCUAGAUUUGGUCAUUGAUAUUCUUUGACAGACAACUUUGUUUGAUAUUCUUUGACAGAAUUCAUUAAGGGAGUAAUGAGACAUGGUUCACAACAAUUUACUACCUUGGUCAA